GACGCCCGCCAUCCCCUCAUUUCGCCUCUCCCUCCCUCCCUCUCCUCCUGUCUCUCUCUCUCUCCCUCUCCCCUCCCCAUGGCUGCUGUUUAUCUUGCGCCGCUGUGCUUAUCGUGCGCGUCUCCCAUGGCGAAGGACUCCAUAGCUCCUGUCUCGCCCUUUAGGAAAGAGGGCCUUCUCCAGAACCCUUUUCUGUCGUGCUUCGGUGGGUCGGAGGGAUGGGGGGUCCGAAUCCCUUGGGCGCUCCCAGCGAUCUCCGUGACCAAGAGGAGACGGAGACGGAGGUCGGGCGGCAGCAGCGGGGAGGUCUUCUGCCUCUUCUAUGACGCUCCUGAGGCCAUCACUGCAUGUGGUUGGAAUGAUUCUGUUCUGGCCAGCGAUUUACCUGUUGUUGUGGAGUUUUGGGCAUCAUGGUGUGGACCUUGCAGGAUGGUACACCGUGUGAUUGAUGAAAUAGCACAAGAAUAUGCUGGAAGAAUCAAAUGUUUUAGGCUAAAUACGGAUGACUACCCUCAAGUCGCAACUUCUCAUAACAUUGAUCGAAUUCCAAUGGUUUUGCUGUUCAAGGAUGGGGAGAUGGUCAACAGCAUGACUGGUACCCUUCCUAAGUCUGUUUAUGUGACAGCCAUUGAAAAAUCUUUAUCUAACUAAGGAAGCAACUGUUCCGACCAGUGGAGCUCCGGCAUUUGCGUGGAGCUCCAUCAUCAGGUUUGAUAUGGAUUGGAAAUCUGGUUGGCCAGAGACUGGAUUUUACUUUAUGGUUGCUUGGUAUUUGCUUUUCUUGUAUUACUUUAAUUGACAUCAUUGUAAAGUUUUUAUUGGAUUAAAAUUUAGUUGAUGUAUUCACUUGUGCUUUACGGAUUAAUGUAACUCAGGGCUAUUUUUUCCAUCCCCUGAUACAUUCUAUACAGUCAUUUUGCAAUUCAUAUCCAAGUUGUUCUUUCUCAUAGUUACAUUCAGGAAUAUGUAAUCUAAGAACCCCGAUUGGCCACC
This is a messenger RNA of Elaeis guineensis (African oil palm), 993 nucleotides long. RefSeq lists its product as uncharacterized. Gene Ontology annotation, molecular function: protein-disulfide reductase activity. NCBI's taxonomy places the organism in Eukaryota, Viridiplantae, Streptophyta, Magnoliopsida, Arecales, Arecaceae. The record is from RefSeq and is a predicted model, not a curated record. Gene Ontology annotation, cellular component: cytoplasm.